ACGCAAGCCCAAAAACAGCUGGGAAACGUUUUAUUUUGUUUUCUUCUUCUUACUGACUGUUAGUAAGAGCAGCAGUGAGGUGUGGUGCUAAAGUAGCAGUGGUUAUGCAGCUGGUGAAGCAGUUGUGAAAAUUACGGAAAUGGCUAAUCAAAAACUUCUGCUGCAGCUCAAAGAGCUUGGAUCCAAGCUCGACAAUCCUCCCUCUACUAAAGACUCCCUCAUCAAGCUCCUUAAGCAAGGGGCUACCUGCCUCUCUGACUUGGAACAGUCACCACCAAAGGCUGUCAUGGAAUCCAUGCAACCUUUUGUAAAUGUAGUUGUCAAGCCUGAACUUCUGAAGCAUCAAGAUAGGGAAGUUAAGCUUCUUGUUGCAACAUGUAUCUGUGAGAUUACUCGAAUAACCGCACCUGAGGCUCCUUACACAGAUGAUAUUCUAAAAGAUAUCUUCCAUUUGAUUGUAAGCACUUUCGGAGGAUUAAGCGAUACAAGUAGUCCAUAUUUUGGGAGAAGAGUAGUCAUUUUGGAAACUUUGGCAAAAUAUAGAUCGUGUGUUGUGAUGCUGGAUCUUGAAUGUGAUGAUCUUAUCACUGAAAUGUUUAGUACGUUUUUCUCUGUUGCCAGGGAUGAGCAUCCUGAAAAUGUUCUAACAUCAAUGGAAACAAUCAUGGCUGUUCUCUUAGAUGAGAGUGAGGAUGUCUGGGAGGAUGUCAUACUUAAUGUAUUGUCUAACCUAGGCCGCGAUAAAAAGGAUGUUACUACAGCUGCAAGGAGGCUUGCCAUGAAUGUGAUUAAGCGAUGUGCUGGAAAACUAGAACCUAGCAUAAAGCAAUUUCUUAUAUCAUCAAUGUCAGGAGACAGCAGAUCAUCGAAGUAUCAAAUAGACUAUUAUGAAGUUAUUUAUGAUAUCUUUCAUUCUGUCCCUCAAAUUUUAUCAGGAGUCGUCCCAUACUUGACAGGAGAGCUCUUGACGGAUCAGCUGGAUACUCGUUUAAAAGCGGUGAAAUUAGUUGGGGAUCUUUUUGCACUGCCUGGGUCUACUAUCCCUGAAACCUUUCAGCCAAUACUUAUGGAAUUUUUGAAAAGGCUCACUGAUAGAGUAGUUGAGGUUAGAAUGUCUGUUCUCAACCACAUCCGAGUUUGUCUACUCUCUGAUCCUUUUAGAUCUGAGGCUCCUCAAAUUAUUGCUGCCCUUGGUGACCGACUAAUGGACUAUGAUGAAAAUGUGCGCAAGCAAGUAGUUGCUGUGAUUUGUGAUGUAGCAUGUCAUGAUCUAACAUCCAUACCUGUUGAUACUAUAAAGCUUGUGUCGGAGCGGCUUCGUGACAAAUCUCUUCUUGUGAAGAAGUUUACCAUGGAACGGCUUGCUGAGAUAUACAAGAAUUAUUGCAUGAGUUGCUCAAAUGAGUCCACAAAGAGUGAUUCAUAUGAUUGGAUCCCUGGGAAGAUAUUGAGGUGUUUCUAUGACAAAGAUUUCAGAUCUGACACAGUGGAACCAAUUCUAAGUCUGUCCUUAUUUCCAUCAGAAUUCCCUGUUGAACAUAAGGUUAAGAAUUGGGUAAGAUCCUUUGGUGGAUUUGACAAAGUUGAGGUAAAGGCUCUUGAGAAGAUAUUGGAGCAGAAACAAAGGUUACAACAGGAGAUGCAGAAGUACCUUUCUCUCAGGCAGAUGUAUCAGGAUGGUGAUGCUAAUGAGAUCCAAAAGAAAGUUCUGUUUUGCUUUCGUGUGAUGUCUCGCUGUUUUACUGAUCCUUUCAAAGCAGAAGAGAGUUUUCAGAUUCUUGACCAAUUAAAGGAUGCAAAUAUCUGGAGGAUUUUAAGAACACUCCUUGAUCCAAAUACUACUCCUACACAAGCUUCCAAUUCCCGGGAUGAUUUACUUCGUAUCCUGGGCGAGAAGCACCGGCUUUUUGAGUUUUUGAACAUAUUGUCCUUGAAAUGUGCAAAUUUACUUUUCAGCAAGGAGCAUACCAAAGAAAUCAUUCUUGAGGCUGACAUCCAGAAAUCUGCCGGAAAUGCACAAUUAAUUGUGUCUUGCAUGAGCAUACUUGUGAUUCUUGCACGUUUCUCUCCUUUCCUGCUCAGUGGAAUUGAGGAAGAUUUAAUUCAUCUGCUUGACGAUGAUAAUGAAAUAAUAAAGGAAGGUGUCUUGCAUGUUCUAGCAAGGGCUGGUGGAGCCAUCCGAGAUCAGUUGGGAGUUUCAUCAAGAUCUCUUGACCUAAUGCUUGAAAGGAUAUGCUUAGAAGGUAGUCGAAGGCAGGCAAAGUAUGCUGUGCAUGCACUAGCUUCAAUAACAAAAGAUGAUGGACUGAUGUCUCUUUCUGUAUUAUACAGGAAGCUUGUGGAUAUGCUGACGGAGAAGUCACACCUGCCUGCUGUUCUGCAGUCUCUGGGGUGCAUAGCGCAAACUGCCAUGCCAGUUUUUGAGACAAGAGAGAAAGAGAUUGAAGGCUUCAUAAUGAAAAACAUAUUGGAAUGCAGCUCUGCAUCAGAAGAUAGAGUGAAAGAAUGUUUUGAUGAUCAGAGUGAACUUUGUUCCCUGAAGAUCUUUGGCAUUAAAACAUUGGUAAAAAGUUAUUUGCCUGUCAAAGAUGCUCACCUUCGAUUGGGAAUUAAUGACCUUAUAGGAGUCCUUAAAAGCAUACUCUGCUAUGGUGAAAUGUCGCAAGAAAUUGAAUCGAGUUAUGUUGACAAAGCCCAUUUGAGGCUUGCCGCAGCGAAGGCUGUUCUUCGUCUUUCUAAGCACUGGGAUCAUGAGAUUCCAGUCGAUGUCUUCUAUCUAACCCUGGGAAUUUCGGAGGCAAGUUUUCCUGAAGUUCGGAGACUCUUUCUCAGCAAAAUAUAUCAAUACAUAAAGGAUAGGCUCUUGGAUCCUAAAUAUGCUAUUGCAUUUUUACUUGACAUGGGAUCUCAGCAGCAAUUAUUGGAAGAGGAACAGCACAACUUAAUGGAUAUCAUCCAAAUGUGUCAGCAAGGGAAGGCACGCCACUAUUCUGCACCAAGUGAUGCAAAUACACCACCACUUUAUCCUGAAUAUGUUCUCUUGUACCUGGUUCAUGCUUUUGCUCAUAACUCGUCAUUUCCUAAUCCUGACGAAUGCAAGGAUGUUAAAGCGUACGAAUCUUUUUACAGGCAAUUGUACUUUUUCCUUUCAAUGCUGGUGCAUGGAGAUGAAGAUGGAAAGUCUGACAUUGAUAUUAGCAAGGACAAGGAAAGCCUUUCUGCAAUAAUUUCCAUCUUUGAAAGCAUCAAACGUUCUGAAGAUAACGUUGAUUCUACAAAAUCCAAGAAAUUAUAUGCUAUAUGUGAUCUUGGCUUGUCAAUUACGAAACGUUUAGCACCAAAACAAGAGGAUCUUCAGGGCUGCAGUGCACCUGUCCCUCUGCCUGCAGUACUAUAUAAAUCAAAUGAGACAAAAGAAGGCAGUGACUCAGUGGUUAGUGAAUCAAGGACAUGGUUGGCUGAUGAGAGCGUUUUGACAUACUUCCAAUCCAUUAAACUGGAAGCUAAUAAAGCUGUUACUCAGGAAGUUGUUGAAGAUGAGAGCAUGAAGGACAGUGAAACUGAUGGCAGUGAGAUGCCUUUAGGAAAAAUCAUAAAGCGCCUUAAAGCUAAAGGAGCCAAGGCAAGAAGAGAGGUGAAGAAUGAAUCUGCACAAUCUGUUCAGAAGAAUGAAAAUGAUCUUGAUAUCUUGAAAAUGGUGAGAGAAAUAAACUCAGAUAAUUUGGGUGACUCUAGCAAGUUUGGGUCUAGCAAUGGCCACGAGUAUGUGUUAAAGGAAAUGAAAGCAGAUCGUAAGCUUCAGAAAAGGAAAACAAUGUUGGACGAAUCAAAAAAUGUUCCUGUUCCAAAACGCCGGAGAUCAUCUUCUAGCUUGGUUCAUAAAUCUCCUGCUAAGAAUACUUCGAAGGAGGAAUUGCCAUAUUCUGAAGUGAUGGAUGAGGGUUUUAAGACUGGUUCAGAAGAGAGAUCUUCACGUCAAAAGAUGAACGAACCAGAAGAGUCAGACUUGCUUGUAUCGUGCAUUCAGAAGGAUUCAAAUCCAAGCUUCCCGUCAAAACAUAAAGGAAAGCGUUCAUUUAGGGGCCAUGACAAGGGACAUGAAGCUAGAUUGCUUGGGAAUGAUGAGCAGAAGAAGUAUAAGAAAACCAUGGAUACAGAUAGUGAUGUUGCAACUAAUAAUUCCAACUCAGCUGCCACCAAGAAGCAGAAACGUCGAAGUGUUGCUGGCUUGGCCAAGUGCUCCUCAAAGGAAAGUGAUGCAUCAAUCGGAGACUUGAUUGGCUGCAGAAUAAAGGUUUGGUGGCCAAUGGAUAAAAGGUACUAUGAAGGUGUUGUAAAGUCCUUUGACACGGAGAAAAAGAAACAUGUGAUAUUGUAUGAUGACGGAGAUGUUGAGGUUCUCCGGCUGGAGAAAGAGCGCUGGGAGAUAAUUGACAAAGAGCAGAAACUGCGAUCAAAAUCAUCAAAGAGAUCAGGAUCUAAAGGAAGGUCUAAAACUCAUCAGAAGAGGAAAGCUUCAGAUGUCUCAGGACAAAAAGAGAAAAUUCUUGACUUGUCACCAUCAUCUCAAGCAAGAGGCAAAAGAACCCCAAGGAAAAAUGUAAAGCAUGGAAAAGCGGAUGUGUCAAAGGAUCAAGUACAGGCUUCUUUUGAGAGUGGAGGCAGUCCAAAUUUGCCAGACCCUGUACCUGAAAAGUCUGAAGAUGCAGACUCUGAUGAAGAAAGGCAGCAAAGUGUUGGUGGGGAGAAGGGUUUUGCGAGUAGCGAACAAAAUGAAAAGGAUGAAGGUUCAGUUUCUAAAGGAAAAGAGGAAGAAGAUGCUGAGAACAUGUCAAUUGACUCGGACAAGGCCCAGGAAGAAUCAUCUUCUGAAGCUAAACCGGCUGAGGGUGUAACUGAAUCCUUGCAUGGUGAUGGAUCUGACAAGGAAGAGGUUUCUUCGUCAGAUGAAGAAAAGAAGCCAGCAGUGACAAGGGAUGCAGUAGAGAAAUCAGAUUCUGAAGAUGUUCAUGGAGAUGAUGCGGGUAUAUUUGGUAAAGAACAGCAUAUGUCUGAUGAGAAAACUGGUUCUGCAGACGAGGAAAUCUCUGACGAUGAACCUUUGUCUGCGUGGAAGCGUCGAGUAGGGAAAUCGGCUGAAGGCAAAUAGGGCAGCAGUAAUGACAACGUUCCUAUAGAUUCUCAUGUGUCAUUUUGUAGAAGUGCAACAUAGACAUAUUUCAUUUUGACUCAAAUCAAGUUGGUGCAAUCCGUACAAGCCUGACUGCGCUGCUAAUGCUCUUAAUGAUAUUUCAGUUGACAGCUUACUUCAAAUAAAUGGUCGGAAGUAUAGUUUCCUGCACAGGAUUGUAGCAUUGCCAGAAGCAGCAGAUUUUAUAGGACAUAAGAAGAGACAUUUCUGUAUAGAUGCAGGAAUGGAUGUGCAGUUUGAAAUAGAUCAGCAGUUGUCGAGAGUAUUUUGUACAGCUACAAUUUGGCAUAAUGUAGUGCAGCUGGGGUUGUUAUGGCUUAGCUUUUCAUUUGUAUAUUCCUAGCUAGAGCUAGCUAGCUUAAAAAAUGAGACUGAUGUAAGUAAGUGCAUGCUGUUACCUGAAUUCAUUUUUGUAGACACACCCCUCCGUCCGUCCAGCCAGCUAUGGAUGUUGUUAUUAAUGUAUUGGAGCAUAGACUGUGUACAUUUGUGGCC
Messenger RNA from Coffea eugenioides, 5686 nucleotides. RefSeq names its product sister chromatid cohesion protein PDS5 homolog A. Lineage: Eukaryota; Viridiplantae; Streptophyta; Magnoliopsida; Gentianales; Rubiaceae. Gene Ontology annotation, cellular component: chromatin; nucleus. Gene Ontology annotation, biological process: DNA repair; mitotic sister chromatid cohesion. The record is from RefSeq and is a predicted model, not a curated record. The transcript has 33 exons. Bases 140 to 5149 code for a protein of 1669 amino acids.